AUGUACAAUCAAAGACUGCAGCCUGAAUUCAAUGCCCACAGAUGCCCACAGUCAAAGCCGAGGAAGAAUGCAGAAAAGUCAUCUCCACUUUCAACGGACGACUUGCACUUGAAAAUUGUUGGUGGUGAUCAUUUAGACAACGAAGAAAGAGUUCGGGAAUCCUUGAAGGCUGGCGAUGAAUGCUACCUGCUGGGAAAGGAUUCUGAAGGGCCCAAACCAAAGCCAGAGCAGACUGAGGGCUACCAAGCCGCGCCAGUUUGCACUCCGGUUGAGAAGAAGGCAGUCAAGAACGCCGAUGGAAAACUUCGGUGUAAGAAUUUUGGUUGCCAAAAACUUUUCGAUCCGGAUGGGCCUCCGCAAGAGUGCCAGCAUCACAAGGCUGCGCCUAUAUUCCACGAGACUGCAAAAUGGUGGUCUUGCUGUCCAGAUAGCAAAGCGUAUGACUUUGACGAGUUCAUGAAAAUCCCUGGUUGCACGCAGGGGUUUUGCACCAACGAGUCCCAAGCGAAAAAGGCCAAAGAGCGGGCAGCUCCGCCGGCCAAGGACUGGGCAAGCCGUGGCUGGGUAGACUACUCCCAGCAAGAACCCAGAGCUCCUGCAACAAGGGACGCUGGGACAACCACUGACAACAGUUGGCGGGGACGAGGCCGACCGGACACGGAUCGAUCUCGCAGCAGUCGAUUCACCCAAGAAAGGAAUCGGCGAGGACAUCGCUCAGUGGCCAGGACAGAGGCCAGGAUCCAAAGGGGUCAAGAGCGAAGAGCCGCACGGGACGCGGCAGACGCAGCAGCAACAACAGCAGGGUCAGGCCAGUCCACGGACGCGCCACCUGCUGAGCCAACACCGGCCGACCCAUCGGCCGAUCCACCAGCCGAUCCUUCGGCUGAGCCAGACCCACCGGCACCAGAGCCGGGGUCAGUGCCAUCUUCGGCGCUGGACAUCGGGUCAACACCCGACGCACCCGACGUGCCUCAGACCAACCUAAGGGUGGAAGAGGCCAAGAGGGAAGUGCGGGUAGAUCCGCCUCCGGGACGCGCUGCGCUCGAAGCAGACGAGCGCGCACCGGUGAAGUUGGUCCCACAGGCUGAAAGGGCCAGCUCAAGGGCUGCAAGGAAAAGAGCCCGACUUCAGAAGGACUUGGACGAAGCCAAGCAGGCGAUUGAUUCGUCUGAAGCCCCAAGCCUCUCAAUAGAAAUCCUGCAAGACGCAGGCAUAGAAGUGGUUGACUGGGAAGCUGACAUCUCAAGUGAAGAGAGCUUUGAGAUCUGCGUUCCAGACCCUGUGUUUCAGGGCAAGGAUCCAGCUGACAUCCCACAGCCACACGUGGAGUCAGCAAGCAGCUCCAAGGAGCCGCUGCAGAAGUUGGCCGCACCUCCGCUGUACGCAGCGGACGUCCCCGCGCGUGCGAGCCAGCUCACUCCAACAGUCAAGCAAGAGUUCAACAAAGCUCUUGACUUGUGUGAGCAAAUCCAAGGGGCUUUGAGCCAAAGCCAGAGUGAUCACUACGAGGUGGUAGACGAGAGACCACCGAACUGCAGAGAAGAAGAUGGAGCAGCAAGCCGCGCAGAUCCAACUGCAGAUGGAGGCUCUAGCGAGUCAGGUUCAGGCCUUGACUACCGCUCAGCAGACCCAACAACAGGUGAAUGCGCAGCUGUAGCUCGAGAAAGAGCAGCUGGAACAACGCCUCAACGUCGCGUUGGGACAAUUGCAGCAAUCCUUGCAGAACGGAGGGAGCAGUGGGAACGCUUCACCUUUCAGGUGGAAACCUAUCUGGCACUGAUCAAUGAAGAGUUUCCCACAGACUUGGAAGAAGCACGCAAAAGCACCACGUUUGUGGACCCUGUAGAUAUGACUGAUGACUGCAAGGCACGUGGCAGACAGCUUUUUGCCAUGCUGACUUCCUGGACCCAGGAGUUAGCAGUAGCUGUGAAGAUAGCCCGUGGAAUUCGAGGACAGAACGGUUUUGAGUUUUGGAGGCUUCUGUACCGAGAGUUAGCCCCAGAUAACCACUCGAAGAGUUUGAUCUGGAGACGCUCGCUGCUUAGCCCAAAAUUUCCCUCAAAAGAGACGGAAUUUUCUGCGGCGCUCCAAGAGUGGGAGGCCGACUUAGACAGGUACGAAGCCGAAUACGGCGCACAGAAAGCAAUAAGUGAUGAAGAUAAACGUGCCGUAGUUCUGACCGAAGCUCCAAAUGCCCUGAAACAGCACCUUUCCAUGCACAUAGCCACGCUGAUCACCUACCAAGCUGUGCGCGAAGUGGUGGUGUCAUACUUGCAAGCCAAGCAGGUGUGGAAGCCAUCGGCCGCGUAUGCGGGUAGCACCGCACGCAGUGAUCCCAUGGAGAUUGGACUCGUCCAACACAAGGGAAAAGGUAAGGAUAAAGGUGGCAAAGGAAAGGAUGGCAAGAAGGGCAAAGGGAAGGAUCAGAAAGGAAAAGGGAAAGACACCCACUCGAAAGACAAAGGUGGAAAAGGUCAAGACAGCAAAGAUCGCUGUGCAAUCUGCUGGAAGGCCGGCCAUACCACUGAGAAGUGCUGGUUCAACACAAAAGGUCAGGAAAAGGGAAAGGGUAAGAAGGCAGUAGCAGCCGUGAAUGAAGGUGACAAUGCCUCCAUUGUCUCGGCUGGUCCCUCGGCAUCGCAGGUUGGGGGCAACAAUAGCGUCAUCACCCUUCCUUCCUCGUCUUCGACGUCGUACAGAAAAGACAAGAACGUCAGUAAGAUCGGGGAACACCGACUUCUCAUGGUAAAACCCGGCCACAGCGGGCAGCACCGCGUGGAAUCAGUUUCACCUCAAGCCAUUUUGGCAACCCAAACGGCUGGCAGCACAGUAGUCAGCCAACACCAGCAAAAUGCCAUUUUGGCAGAACAGGCCAUUUUGGCCAAGUGGCAGGCCAUUUCGGACUGCAAAGACAAACCAGGCUGGCAUGACCUUGACACGGACACCAAGGUGUACGUGGUACGGGGGAAAGCUGGCACUCAAAGGAGGUAUGUCACACCCGGGCCUCAAUACUCAGAUUUCACUCUGAGGUCCACCUGGCAAUGGGACUAUGCCGCCGAUGCAUGGGAAACCAGGGAGCUUGGAAGGAAAUGGAAGCUUCUUCAAAACCCACAUAAGGCAUUUGCGGGAAGCAAAGUAUGGGCAUUGCAUGCUUUCCAGAGAAGCACGCCCAAGAUAGCCAGGGUAGCGAGCAGAGGCACGCUAUUGGUGGACACUGGAGCAUGCUGUUCGGUCUGCACCCCUGAGGCCUUUCAGACAGCAGACCUCGACCCAAGCGCCACAGAGGAGCUCUACACAGUAGAUGACACACCGCUGAAGGCGUGCGGGGAGAUCCGCCCCAAGUUGCGACUCGGAGAGCAGCUUCAGGAAGAGGCACAGGUCACUUUUCAGGUGGUCGAAGGUGUGAAUGAGAACAUCCUGUCAGUCAAUCGAGCCCUGGACGUUGGAGCCAGCGUCCACUUCGAAACUGACAACUGCUACAUCCAAUGGGCAGAUGGCAGCAUCGCCACGUUCCGGCGAGAAGGGAGACAGUUCCUGUUGCCCUACGAAGAGCUGGAUGGCGGAAAGGGCCAGGUAAAGGUCGCAGCCAUCAACCCCGAGGAUGAAGAAGCAAUGGCAGUUCACCGCCAUGCACUCCAGGAAGAUGAGGAAGCCGACGCUGUGCGAGAGUUCGCCCAGCAAGAAGCGGACGCCGCUAUGCAGGCGGAAGAUCCCGGCCUGCUGGCCGACUUGGAGGAAGCGGCAGACGAGCCGGAGCCGCCUGAACCAAGAGGGCUACCUCAACCGGAAAGCCCCACAGAAGAACAGCGACAGCAGCAUCGGUUAACUCACCUGCCAUUCGUGCCAUGGUGCGAGGAGUGUGUGAGCGGGAAAUCCCGCCAAGACCAACACAAGCGAGAUCAGUCAACAGAACGAGAUCAAGGUGUCUCGGUGGUCCAAAUGGAUUACUUCUUUCUGUCUCCAGAACGGGAAGAAGAGGUAGAAGACGAAUCUCGUCUUGUGACCAUCUUGUGUUUAACCGAUACCGGCACCGGAUGGCCAUUGACACUUAAACUCCCCAACAAGUCUGUGGAGGUGGCUCAGUCAAAAUACUGCCUGCAGAACAUCGACCUCUACUUCAAGAACUUGAGGUAUGACAAGAUCAUCCUCCAGCACGAUGGCGAGCCCGCCAUAAGAGCCCUAGCAAACAGCAUCCAACGCCAUGUGGGUGCAUCCAAGGUCUCUGUGCGGGAAGCUCCGCCGAAGCAACACCAGCAGAGGUAUCCUGAGCUGGACGUGAGCAGCAACCUCACGCCAUGGCUUGUGCGCCACGCGGCGUGGCUCAUAGCCAGAUACCACACACGCAGCAGAGAUGGCAUGACGCCAUACAAGCUGGUCACAGGAGGUGACUACAACCAUCCUGUAGCCACAUUGGGAGAAAUAGUGCUUGGCAAGGUGCCGAGCCCCAAAGGCAAGAUCCAACGCCGAUGGAUCAAAGGAGUGUGGCUUGGAAAGCUGGACAGGGACGACAGCAAUGUGCUCGGCACAGCGUCAGGUGCAAUCGCUGUGCGGUCCAUAAGGCGACUGCCCAAGGAGGGACAGAUCAGCUCGGAGCUGAUGGCAGCCAUGAAAGGAACCCCUUGGCAGCCGAGAGAUGGCGUGAGGCAUAAGAUCACUCGUGAGUUGUCUCAGCCAAUCGCCUUUCCAGCACCAGCCGCAUCGGGUAGCCCCGAGCGAGAAGAAGCAGCAGAUCGGGAGCAUCCGACGCUGGCAGUGGACGGACACAACGUCGACCACGACGCCCUCGUGGUACAAGCCGCGGCACAGCUAGAGGAAGAGCUGGAACCGAUGCAGGAUGCAGAGGAAUUUCCAGAUCUAGCGGGUGGCCCCGCAGACGUCAGUCCCGUUCCAACAACGCCAGCGGAAUCCGAGAUUGCAGAUCCUCCGCCGCCCGAGCAUGGGCCGAGCGGGUCUCCACCGCCCUUUCGGGGAGCGGGAUGGUCCUCAAACUUGCAAAGUCUUCCCAAUGAACCCAUGAGUCCAUCUGGAUUGGGGGCAGGAGGGAAACGAGAGAGGGCUAAUCCGGGAGAACUGAAGACCGGCGAAGCUGAUGCAAAGCAGCCCCGGCAAGCAGGGAUCUUGCAGCACUUGACAACCAAAGAGAUCUGGGAGAAAAUCCAGCAAUGGGGAAACUCAGAAGAACCGAACAACCCAACAGCGAUCCAGCGAAUUUCAAAUGUGACAGAAUUCGUCGAUCAGAUGCUCGACCCUGAGGAGGUAUCCAAAGCCCGAAAGGCACAACUGCGAAAGCUGUGGGAGCGAGGAGCGUUCACUCCCAUCCACAGAAAAGACAUACCCCAGGGAUCGCAGCUUUUUGGUCACAAAUGGGUAGACAAGUGUUCACGAGGGACUUACAAGUCGCGCUUCACAUGCGCAGACGUUAAGGCGCGAUACACCCAAGAACAAGAGGCUGAGCUGGAUGUUUUCGUGCCACCUCCAACUCCUGAGUCUCACAAUGUCUUAGAAGUAUAUGCCCUCAUGAACAAGUUCUACACGAGGAGCUUAGACAUAGUUGCAGCCUUCCUCAUAGGAAGGGACCGGGGCGCAGCACAAGGUAAACCGGUCUAUGUCCGAGCACCCAUCGAAUGGUGGGAUCUCUUCCUCGAAUGGCUCGAAGAAGUCAACCCGGCGGAUCGGCAGUGGUACAAGGAUCGGUUCAAGGAAAUGUGUUUCCGGCUGGAUGGAAAUCUCUACGGUCGAAGAACGGCCGGAUCUGUGUAUAGAAACGAGCUAGAAGAGAUAGUGUGCUCGCGGGUAGACCCGCAGCGGUAUGCCUUUGUCAGGGGUCAGAAAGAUCCGUGCAUUUUCCGGUGCACCAAGACUGGCAUUGUACUGCUGCACCAUGUGGACGACAUCCGCGCAGCAGGACCUUCAGAGGCCCUAGCGCAUCUCUUCGAACAAGAACUACCGCGACACUGCGAAGUGCAAGCGGGAGAACUCGAAAAGGAGGGAAUGGCAGUGGAAUACCUGGGACGCACCAAAGUGCGCAGUGAAGAUGCAAUCCUCACCAUCCCAGACGAAAAGCACAGGCAAGCCGUGAUCUCCGCAGCGGGUAUCUCCGCGCGUGACAGGAGUGAGGUUCCGUCCAAACAAUUGAACCUUCUGGAAACCACUCCCCUGUCCGAAGAAGAAGCAAAACGCUAUCGCAGCGCAGUAGGCAGUGUGACAGUUGGCAGGGUGGUAGCAUGUGAUCCGCCAAGUGCGACUGGCGAAUGGAGCAUAGAGUUGUAUUCCGACUCAGACUGGGCAGGGUGCCUCGAGAGCCGGAGGAGCACCGACUGUCAUGUGGCAGUAGUCUGUGGAGCUGUGGUUGCUUGCACAACCCAGACGCAACCCGGACUGCCAGCUACUAGCAGCCCAGAUGCGGAACUGAGAGGUGUAUCCAGAGCAGCCAGAGAAGCAAUCUACUUGCGCGAUCUCAUUACCUUGGACUUUGGCCAACUGUGCGGGAAGCCCCGCCUAUGGACCGACAGCUCGUCGGCCAUGCAGGCAGCGAAACGCAUAGGUCCAGGAGCCAAGUUGAGGCACCUGGAAGUCUGUGAGUUCUACGUGCAGGGAGCGAUCCAGUCAAAGCAGCUCGCCUUGGGAAAGGUGAAAGGAACGCUCAACUGUGCAAACUUUCUGACGAAACAUCCCAAGUCAGGGACUGAGGUAAAGCAAGCCCUACCUGGACUGGGUAUGUGCGAAGCUCACGACGGAGAGGAUGUGCUAUCAUCCACAAAGCGUCUCUCCGUCAAGGUCUCGACUGUGACCAAGCAGCAUGCUUGGAAGACUCCGGUCCCAGCAAGCGUUGCUUGGAUUGACAACAGAAAGGACCGAGCGGGUAGCACCGCCCCGAAAACAAAGGGCAGUGUGAACUACAUCAAGUCAUUGGUGAUUCUCAGCCAGAUCACCGCAGUGCGAGCGCAGGGACAAGGAAAUCAGUGGAUCAAUCCAAUUGUCCUGUACAUCCUCGCGCUCAUAGGCUUGUUAGCCAUCUAUGUGAAGCUGUAUCAGCUAGGAGUGCUGAUCACAGACUGGCUAUUCCCGCCUGAAGGCGAAAAUCAACUUCCCGAACGGCCCGAAGAAGUUGAAGGAGCCGAAGUGCAACUUCAGCUGGAUAGUGUUACGGUGCGCCUCAACAUCACCGCCUACCGAGACGGUAGACAGCUGAAUAUCAGCCAGACGGUGAAUGCGCCAGCGGCAGCCCUGCGGCAAGGUUCCGCGGAAGCCCCGCAGCCUCAACCGGCGGAAACCCCGCGGCAGGAAGAACUAACUCCUAGUCGCAUCGAGCGCUGGUCAGAGGAACAGUGGGUACAAAGAGGGGCAGAAAGCAACAUGACCCUCCAGGAGCUGAUCGAAUGGCGCAGGCGCGAAGAAAGGCUGAUUCAUGGGCAAGACCCAGACUCCAGCCAAGAUGAGCCAGGUGAGUCAACUUCGCACAGUGCGGACAGCCCCGCCUCUGAGCGGGAUGUACCGCCUGAGCGGGAGGAACCGCCUGAGCGGGUAGCACCGCCCGAGCAGGCGGAGCCGCCGAUCUCCAGUUCCGGCCCGGAGCUCUUGACGGGAGACCCAGCCAUUGAGCGGGAAGCUCCGCUAGAUCCCUUUGAUGGGAUGAGUCCAAAUGAGCUCCAGCAGUGGCGCGAGGCCGAGAACAGAGUUCUGGGGAUCGAAGGGCCUGUGGGGUCCAACCCCAGAGGUCCACAGGAAGCUCCGUGCGUUGAUUGCGGGGAAACUGCCAACUGCGCCUGUGGAUUUCGUGCCAUGGAUCCUUUUCAUCCCGUGUCUGCGGUGCUGGCAGUGACCCCCUUGGCACCCAUGUGGCAGCCACUGGCUGGAAAGGGGGCUGCCUUUGCGGAGCUUCAAAUUCUAUCACCUUGCAGUGAGGGUGAGGUGAUUGAGUUAAGGAUGACCACGAGGGAUCAGCUGGCGGUACCCCAACACAGGUGGCCCUACCAGAUGAAGAUCCUCUUGGAUGGCAAGGAAAUCCUACAGCUGGAUCCUCCCGAAACAAAACGACGGGAGGUGCCCCUGCAACUGGAGCAGAUGGAGGCUGGAAUUGUUCGACAGCUGCAGCUUUUUGCUUGGGAUGCUCCGAUGGGGGUGGACUGGUGCGCUGCGUGCGACAUGAUCCUCUGUGUGGUGCUGGUGAGGCCCAGGAGUGUGGCGGAGCUACUUGCAGAAUGCCAGCAAAGGCCAGACAUUUCUAGAGAAAGUUCGCUACAACUGCAGAAGCAAGCAGCCAGCCAGGAGACGGAUGUGACAUGUGAGACGCCAUGGGUGCUGCGCUUGAGAUGUCCGUUGACCAUGGAGCGAUUGAGAGAACCAGCACGUGGGAUACACUGCAAACACCUGCAGUGUGUGGAGCUGGAAGCUUUUUUAAUCACAGCCUCGCUGACACAGUUUCAACGAAGGUGGCGUUGCCCAAUUUGCGACGCCUACUUGCCGCCAAAGCAGCUGGCAAGAUGUGAACUCACGAGGAACCUUCUGCAUCACUUGGCUCCAAAGAUGCAAGCGCCCUUAGAUGCAGUGCUGGGUGCCGCCGGUCGUUUGCGGGCUGUGAGAGGGCCGUCAGGAACUUGUCCUGCCAGGGGGCAGGGCAGCUGGGGACGGCGACUACGCUGUGAGGUCCAGCAUGGGGGCGAGCUGGACUGA
Molecule: messenger RNA, 8673 nt
Organism: Cladocopium goreaui
Lineage: Eukaryota; Dinophyceae; Suessiales; Symbiodiniaceae
Source: the annotation of a GenBank genome assembly